AUGUCUAAAGCACAAGCUGAAAGCGUUAUUAAAAAUAUCAUUCGAGAGAUUGCUCAAGAAUGUGCAACCCAAGGCCAAGCCGUGUCAGAAACCUUGGUAGCUUUUAUCGUAAAGGCUAUUGUUCUCAAUCCCGAAAACGAUUUUAAUGUUGAUCGAGCCUUAACUAGAGAUGACGUCGAAAGAUUAAUUCAGAAAUGCGUGGAAACUUUAUUAGACAAUGAAUCUCCGUCGUUAGACACCAUAAAAAUGCAGGUUUAUUUCGAUAUGAAUUAUACAGGCAGAGAGGAGUUCUUAACAGAACACAAACGUGUACUGGAUAAUCGCCUAGAUAUAGUACUACGAGAAAUAACUGAUAGUCGCGCCAGAACGAAAGAAGAGUUAGAAGCAUUAUACAGGAAAAUGGUGUCUUUCAUUAUCCUAAAAUCAGGCCUUGGUUCUCCAACGGAUAUUAAUGUUGUUCGUGAAGCAACAGCAGCCUUACAAAGUAUUUUUCCACAGACUGAACUCGGCCCAUUCUUAGCAAUGGUUAAGAAAGAUAAAGAAAGACAAUUACAAGAGUUGAUAUUAAUUGUAACCGGUAUUCGUUUAUUUAACAAAGACUGUGGUAAAGGAGGAGAAGGAAUUGACGAUUUGCCAUCACUACUUAGCGAAGCGAUUCCAGAAACCUUAAAUAACAUUGAUCAAAAUUUAGGCGCUAUACGCCAAAUGGCUUAUAAAUAUACUGAUUCCUUGGUUAAUAGUCGUCAGCAUGAGGGAUUCUUGCAGAUAUUACUGGAUGAUGCUCAUAAAUGUAAUGAUCACAGCAAAUCUGUAGAAAUUGAACUAAAAGAUCGAUUAAAUGGCUUAAGAACGAUUGUUCAAUCCAAGACUGCAGUACCUACUGCUCAAGUUUAUCCUCAGUUUAUUCGAGUAGCCCAACUUUGGAGAGGAUUACAAGAUGAAUUAGUACUCCUCAGUGUGUUGAAUAAUAUCCUCUAUAGUUUGGAGCCAUUUGCCAGGCUUCAUCAAGAGAUAUUUACCGACGAAGUAUUGGAGCCGUACUUGGAAUAUGCUAAUAUUUUAUCUGAUGAAGAAAGAGUACAAUAUGGUUUUUGCGCUUAUACUUGCGCUAUUGAAGAUCGAUUUCUCUUGCCUGGAGAUCCAAAUAUUGGUAUUAUUCGCUAUAAAGGUCACAAUUUUGCAUUUUCAUCACAAGAAGCCGCACAUGAAUUCGCUUCCGAUCCUGAUAAUUAUAUUAACAUGGCAACUGAAAAUGCAAAAUUUCAUCCUGAAUUAAUACAACUACUGGAGCUUCAUAAACAAUUUGCGACCAUUAGCCCAUAUGGCAGAGCUGCCGAUUCAGGUAAAAUGGUAGAAGCUCCUGUUACUAAAGCAGAUAUGGGAACACAAACUGAUACGCAUAUAUUAGAAAGCAAUAUCGUCAAAUCUUACGAAUGGAAUGAGUGGGAACUCCGACGAAAAGCUUUAAAAUUGGCUAAUUUAAGAACUAAAGUAACCCAUUCGGCACAAACUAAUCUCAGCCACUUCCGGCGUGAUAACAUAUCACAAGUUUAUCUGCCAAAAGAAAACAAAACGCAAACGAAAAAAGAUUCCUAUAGCAAGGUUCCUAAGCCAUCACGCUAUAUUUCUGGCUUACGAGGCUGUUCAUCAGAAGAUACAGUCAUGCAAACAGUCGAUUUGACUGUAACUGUUGAAGAAGAUUUGUAA
This is a messenger RNA of Trichoplax adhaerens, 1707 nucleotides long. RefSeq lists its product as uncharacterized. Gene Ontology annotation, biological process: regulation of cilium beat frequency. Bases 1 to 1707 code for a protein of 568 amino acids. Lineage: Eukaryota; Metazoa; Placozoa; Uniplacotomia; Trichoplacea; Trichoplacidae. The record is from RefSeq and is a predicted model, not a curated record. Gene Ontology annotation, cellular component: ciliary basal body; axoneme. The transcript is spliced from 15 exons.